Fraxinus pennsylvanica is the source of this 1017-nucleotide messenger RNA. Lineage: Eukaryota; Viridiplantae; Streptophyta; Magnoliopsida; Lamiales; Oleaceae. The record is from the annotation of a GenBank genome assembly.
AUGGAAAGCAAACCUAUACAAACUGAAACUGCUUCUCUUACAAGCCUCAUACAUAAUAUCAUUCCCACAACUUACAAUACAGAUGACAGUUAUGAUGAUUAUUUCUCUUGGCUUACUGAUGAUGAAUACUUUGGCAGUUUGCCUCCGGGUUUUCGAUUUGUGCCUAGUGAGGAUGAGCUUAUUCAUGAAUACUUGAACAAAAAGAUUAGGAAUGAGAAGCUGCCUCCAAACAAGAUUAACGUCCUUAAUCUAUACGAGUUCAACCCUGAACAACUUGCUAAUUACACGCCUGCUAGAGAGAACGAAUGGUACUUCUUUACGCCAAGGAAGAGAAAGUACAAAAAUGGGCAACGGCCAAAUCGAGGUGCAGAUAAGGGAUACUGGAAGGCAACUGGGGCUGACAGACAAAUCAAACGCAACGGUGAAGUUAUUGGAUAUCAGAAGGCUUUGGUAUUCUAUGAGGGAAAACCUCCAAACGGUAUAAAGACUACUUGGAUUAUGCAAGAAUAUCGAGUGAGUAAUCCCCCACCUCUCCAACGAAAGGGUGAAGAUGACAUGAGGUUAGACGAUUGGGUUUUGUGUAAGGUCUACAACAAAGAGGGCAAACCAAAAGGAACUAGAAAGCGAGCGAGGAUCAAUAAGAAUCAGAUUCAAGAAUCAAAUAACAACACUGAUCAAGCUGCAGCAAUGCAGGAAAAAACUGAUCAUGCACUAGCUGUUCAUUCUGCUGCUCCAUAUAAUUUUAAAUAUUAUCAGAAUCCCAAUAACUUGGUUUACCCAGAUGUUCAUGUUGUUCCUACAUAUCAGAAUGCAAAUAUGUGCAGUAAUCUAGCACCCAUUACCACGGUGUCACCAAUGCCGUCACUAGUACCAGAUCAUUCGAGACAUGUGGCAGUGUCGAUGGAACAACAUCACGAGAUUUCAAGAAUGCCAACUAUGGAUAUUAAUGAAUUUUUGGAUAUGGAAUGUAUACUGAACCUGGAGAAUCAGCCCCAUGACUACUCUCUAUUAUUCUAG